Molecule: messenger RNA, 1257 nt
Organism: Pezoporus flaviventris
Lineage: Eukaryota; Metazoa; Chordata; Aves; Psittaciformes; Psittacidae
Product: HAUS augmin-like complex subunit 5
Exons: 15
Coding region: 1-1251 (416 amino acids)
Source: RefSeq, a predicted model, not a curated record
AUGGCCAUAGAGACCCGUUAUGGCUUUGCCCAGGAGAGGACUACAACUCCCAUCAUGCAACGCGGCACCCAGAGAGCCCUGUCAUGGCGUCGCCCAGCCUGGACCACAACUCCCAUGAUGCACAAAGGGAACCUGCUGUGGUACCAGCACCUCAAGGAGAUUCAGCGAGGGGCGGGGUCAAGCACGCCUUAUAUGGAAGUGCGCGAGGCCUUGGAGCAGGUGAGGGCGGAGCUUAAAGUGAUGGGCGGGGCCGUGGGCGAGGCCGGAGCAGCGGUGCUGAAGCUGGAAGAGGCACUGGGGGCGGAGCUUCACCGCCAGGGGGCGGAGCGUCGCCGAGGGGCGGAGCUUCGGGCCCUGGGGGCGGAGGCAGCGCAGGAGGGGUGGAGGCUGCGGAGGGAGGGGGCCCAGAUAAGCUCCGCCCACCGGGAGCCGGGGCCAAAGGUGGGACUAACGUCGAAAUUGGCGGCCGUGUGCAAGCUGCGGGAGGAGGCCCUGGAGGAGCUGCUGGGGCUCCGCCCCUUGUCGAGGCCGCAGGACCUCACCUUGCUCUGGCUGCAGGAGGCCAAGGCACUGCUGAACCAACACAGCCCAGAGGAGGUGCUGGAGGCCCUGCAGACACUGCGGAAGGGGUACCCCAAAAUCAGCCCUGACCUUGACCCUGACCCUGAUGCUCAGCCCCCUAUGAAGACCCUCAUCCAGGACUGCUGGGAGGAUGUGGGGGGACUCUGGGACCUCAUCCACUCCUCGGCCUCCCGCCUGUCCCCCCUGAGGCUCCGGCUCCUCCAGCUGCAGGAGGAGAUCCAGCAGCGCCUGGAGGGGGACCCCAAAGCCCAGCAGGCUGCCAGGUUGAUGCUGGAGGCCGUGGGGCUCUCAGUGGCUCGGGAGGCCCUGAUCCAGCAGGUCCAGGAUCUACGGGGCAGCCCCAUGGACUCCCCAGAAGCUGCCCUGGGGCCACUGAGGAGGCAGCUACAGGAGGGGAAGCAGCGGCUGUCCCGCCGCUGGAUCCAGCUCCGGGCUCUGGCCGCAUCCAAUGGGAAGCUCCGGGCGCAGCUGCGCCUCCUGCAGGCCCAGGCCCGAGGAGCUGUGCGGCUCCCCCCAGGGCUGCAGGGGGAAGGGCAGCGGCUGCAGGAAGCGCUGAGCAUGCUGGGAAAGGAGAGGGUGCCCCUCCCCCCGAGCCCCGCCCACAGCCCACUGCAGCCAAUCAGACGCGCCCUAGGAAUGGCAGAGAGUGAGGUGGGGGAGGGGCCAUAAAGGGGG